AUGUCGUUCACCCCUCAUCUAAACCGGCCGCUCCUCCCUCCACCGGGCAUGCCUCCUCAAUAUGCCGGUUUCCCCGCAGGAACUCCUAUGAUUCCUGUUCACAUGGGCAUCAUGACUCCCACGCCGGUGAUGGUGUCCUCUAUUCCCAUGGUCAGCAAACCUCCCAUGCCCAAGAAAGAUAUUCUAGCUAUGAGAGCAAAAGAUGAAGACAGCGGCCCCACCACCACCGUGUUUGUGGGGAAUAUCUCUGAGAAGGCCUCAGACAUGCUGAUCAGGCAGCUGCUUGCAAAAUGUGGCAUUGUUCUGAGCUGGAAGAGAGUACAGGGUGCCUCUGGGAAACUUCAAGCCUUUGGUUUUUGUGAGUACAAAGAGCCAGAGUCCACACUGAGAGCUCUCCGCCUGUUGCAUGAUCUGGAAGUUGGAGACAAAAAUCUGCUGGUGAAAGUGGACGCAAAGACAAAGGCUCAGCUCGAUGAAUGGAAGUCAAAAAAGAAGAUUAAGAACGGGAAGGAGAAGUCUGAUUCUGGAGGUGACGACGAGCAGAUCGAUGAGGAAACAAAGCACAAAGAUCAAUUAACAAAAGGUGCCAUCGACGGCCUCAUGCGAGAGUACGCAGCCGAGCUCAAUGCUCCGUCGCUGGACGAGGAAGAUCAGCGACGCAAAAGGAGAAAGGACAAAAAAGAGGAGGACGACAUUACUCAGAUCGAUAUGGAAGAAGACAAGAGAGAUCUAAUUUCUAGAGAAAUUAGUAAAUUUCGUGACACACACAAGAAACUGGAGGAGGAAAAAGACAAGCGCGAAAAAGAGCGUCUGGAGUUUGAGCGUGAGCGCAGAGAACGGGAAAAAGAGCGGGAGCGUGAGAGGGAACGUCGCGACCGAGAGCGUGAGAAGGAGAGGGAGAGAGAGAGGGAGCGGGAAAGGGAGCGAGAGCGAGAGAGAGAUCGAGAUAAGGAGAGACGCACCAGAGAGCGAGACCGGGACCGGGAUUGGUCUCGCAGCAGAGACCGGAGCACUGAGCGCAGCAGGUCCAGAGAGGUGAGUAGAGACCGUGAGCGAGAGAAAAAGCGAGACCCUGAGGACGAAGAGGAGGCGUACGAGCGUAGGAAACUCGAGAGGAAGCUACGGGACAAAGAAGCAGCUUAUCAAGAGCGACUAAAAAACUGGGAGCUGAGGGAGAGGAAAAAGGCCCGAGACUACGCCAAAGAGACAGAGAGAGAGGAUGAACGCAAGCGAGAAAUGGUCAAAGAAGGCAAACGAUUGAAAGAGUUCCUUGAAGACUACGACGACGACAGAGAUGACCCAAAAUAUUACAGGGGCAGUGCGCUGCAGAAACGCCUCAGAGACAGGGAGAAGGAGGCUGAGGUAGACGAGCGAGACAGGAAGAGGGAGAAGGAGGAGCUGGAGGAGAUCAGGCAGCGGCUUCUGGACGAGGGACACCCGGACCCAGACGCAGAGCUCCGGAGGAUGGAGGAAGAGGAGGAGGAGCGUCUGCGGCAGCCGCUGAUCCCGGAGCCUGAGCCAGAGGAGGAGCGCGAGCACCACAGAGCACCGCGUGACCACCGGGAACACCGCGAGCACCGAGAACACAGAGCAGAGCACCGGCCCGAGCCCAGAGAGCACAGAGAGAGCAGAGUGGAACCAGAGCGAGAGCCACAUCCACGGCCCCCUGCCUCCGAUGACGAGGUGGAGGAAGGAGAGGACGAAGACGACUACGAGCCCAACCACGAGGAGCCCGACCUGAAGCCUCCCAGCCUCAAGCCCACCAUGAGGCCCAUCACCGCGGCACCCUCGGUGUCAUCUGCCAGUGGGAAUGCUUCUCCCAACACACCGGGAGACGAGUCGCCCUGCGGAAUCAUCAUCCCCCAUGAGAACUCUCCUCCGGACGCACUGCCACAGGAGGAACACCGGCCCAAGAUCGGACUGAGCCUCAAACUGGCAGGCUCCACGGGUAGCCCCAGCCAGCCCAACGCCACCAAGAGGAAGAAGCUGCCGGUGGAUAGUGUGUUUGGCAAGUUCGACGACGAGGAGGCGGACGAGCUGCCGCGGAAGAGAAAGCUGGUGCCUCUGGACUACGACGACGACAAGAGCCUGGGCGUGGACGGAGCCGGUCUGUCCAGCAUCAAAGGGGCCAACGCCGAGGAGAAACGCAAGCACAUCAAGAGCCUCAUCGAGAAGAUCCCCACGGGGAAACCAGAGCUCUUCUCCUACCCCCUGGACUGGACCAUGGUGGACUCGACGUUGAUGGAGCGCCGUGUUCGUCCCUGGAUCAAUAAGAAAAUCAUCGAGUACAUUGGAGAGGAGGAGCCGACGUUAGUGGACUUUGUCUGCUCAAAGGUGAUGGCUCAUAGUACACCACAAGGAAUACUAGACGAUGUUGCUAUGGUUCUCGAUGAAGAAGCCGAAGUUUUUAUUGUAAAAAUGUGGAGACUGCUAAUUUAUGAAACGGAAGCCAAGAAGAUUGGACUUGUGAAAUAG
Molecule: messenger RNA, 2475 nt
Organism: Knipowitschia caucasica
Lineage: Eukaryota; Metazoa; Chordata; Actinopteri; Gobiiformes; Gobiidae
Source: the annotation of a GenBank genome assembly